This is a messenger RNA of Centruroides sculpturatus (bark scorpion), 633 nucleotides long. RefSeq lists its product as uncharacterized. NCBI's taxonomy places the organism in Eukaryota, Metazoa, Arthropoda, Arachnida, Scorpiones, Buthidae. The transcript has a single exon. The record is from RefSeq and is a predicted model, not a curated record. The coding region runs from base 1 to 633 and encodes 210 amino acids.
AUGCCAAACGAAAUCGAUCUUAAGCCAGAAAGCAGUCGGAUAGCUCUUAAACUUCCCCAAUUUUGGGAUAAAAAAGCCGAUUUAUGGUUUAUUAAUAUCGAGGUCCAGUUUAAACUCGCCGAUAUAUCGCAAGAUACUACUAAGUAUUACGCAGUGGUUUCAGCUCUCAACUCGGAAGUGUUAGCGUACGUGAGCGAUAUCGUUAAAAACCCUCCUAGGGAAAAUUUAUAUCAAAUACUAAAAGAUCGACUCAUAGCAGAAUUUUCCGAUUCCAAACAAAAACGAGUGAAAGAUUUGCUGUCUAAUGCCGUGUUAGGAGAUGAUAAACCAUCUCAUCUUUUACGCAAAAUGCGACAACUAGCUAGUAAUAAAGUCGGGGAGGAAUUUUUAAGAACGCUAUGGAUUCAGCGUUUACCCAAAGAAACUCAGGCAAUUCUUUCUGUUUCCGAUGGGGAUUUAGACAAAUUAGCCCAAAUGGCCGAUAAAAUUCUUGAGCUCACACCUUUGCAAAUAGCCAAAACUAAUUUAGCAAGGAACGAAAAUAGUACACACGCGGCCAUAAUGAAGCUCCAAACGCAGGUCGCUGAGUUAACAGAGCAAGUUAAUCGCCUAGCAAGGCCCAGCAACAGAUAA